This is a messenger RNA of Raphanus sativus (radish), 572 nucleotides long. RefSeq lists its product as uncharacterized. The transcript has 4 exons. Lineage: Eukaryota; Viridiplantae; Streptophyta; Magnoliopsida; Brassicales; Brassicaceae. The record is from RefSeq and is a predicted model, not a curated record. Bases 73 to 450 code for a protein of 125 amino acids.
AAUCCAAAACCCGAAUCACACCACCUGACCCGUUUUCAGAUCCAUUUCCUGCACCUGAGAGUAGUAAACACGAUGAGCACGGAGAUGGACGACUCUUCAGAUGUGCGGCGGCGCGUGUCAUGCACUAAAUACUUCGACGCUCUCUGGUUCUGCUACUGGAUGUCUAGAUGCUCCAUCAAAACCACCAAUGGCGAUGAGACAUUACAAGCACCAUAUUACCAAAUGCAGCAGUACUACCGGGUUGGGAAACUUGAUGAUUGUACUAAGAAGUUCUCUGCUCUCUUUGAUUGUCUUUCAUUAAAGACCAAAUCUGCUUCUGAAGCCCAGAAAAUUCUGGAAGAGCAAGAGAAAGCAGAUGCAGCAAAUCAUAUCUGGAUUAUGCGGACAGAGGAAGAAGCUUCAAGACAUUGGAACGAGACCUUCGGCCAUUUGGAUGAUCCGAAUUAUUAGAAGUACAGUUUUACUUUCCCUACUGGAUUCUUGAUUUGACAUUUUUUACUUCCAAGAAACUCGAUUUCUGCUAGAGAUCUGCAGAUUUUUCUGCCGGAUAGGAAAAAAAAAAGUUUUUGUCA